Messenger RNA from Manis javanica (Malayan pangolin), 10929 nucleotides. The record is from RefSeq and is a predicted model, not a curated record. NCBI's taxonomy places the organism in Eukaryota, Metazoa, Chordata, Mammalia, Pholidota, Manidae.
GAGGAACUUGAAAGGGGGGUUGUGUAAUGUACCUUUUCCAAUCCCGGGCUGUAUAUGGAGAUUUGGGAUUCUUUAAACCGGCGCUACCUGGAUUUUAUUAAAAAGCGGGGAGCUCGGCGGGAGGAAAGCUGGCUUUUCCGGGGGCUGCGGGAGCCGGGCCGCGGGAGGGCGGAGGAGUUGGCGCGCCGAGCGCUCGGCCCGGGGAGCGGUUUUCUACCAAAAAAAGGAAAGGCGGGCAAAAAGUGUGAGGCGGCUGCGGGUGGCGAAGGGGAGCAGCAACCGCGGGAUGGCGGGCAGUACGGGCGCCUAGCCGCGCAGGGAGUCGGGGCCGCAACCGGAGUCGCAGUCGCCAGAGCCCGGAGCCGGGAGCCCCGCCGCGCCAGACGCCGUGUGCGCUGCUUCGCGCAGCUCCGCCAGGCCGCCCGGAGGGGCCCCACUGUCGGCCGCCUGUGCGCGCCGGGCCGAGGGCCCGCCGCCGAGCGCAAGCCCCGCUGGCCGCCGCCACCAUGCCCGCCGCGGAGCCCCCGCCGCCCGAGGACUCUGGGACUACGCCGAGGCCGAACUUUUAGGUCCCACUGAGCGAGGCCCGCGGGCCGGGUGGGGGGCUGGCCGCGGCACUCCAGCGGAGGAUGGAUGGCCGAGACUUUGGGCCCCCGCGGUCCGUGCACGGCCCCCCGCCGCCGCUGCUGUCCGGCCUGGCCAUGGACAGCCACCGCGUGGGCACAGCCACGGCUGGACGCCUGCCUGCCUCGGGCUUGCCCGGCCCGCUGCCGCCCGGGAAGUAUAUGGCUGGCCUCAACCUCCACCCGCACCCGGGCGAGGCCUUCUUGGGCAGCUUUGUGGCCAGCGGGAUGGGGCCCUCAGCCUCGUCCCAUGGGAGCCCAGUGCCCCUGCCCUCUGACCUCUCCUUCCGCUCCCCUACCCCCAGCAACCUGCCCAUGGUGCAGUUGUGGGCUGCCCAUGCCCAUGAAGGUUUCUCCCACCUGCCCAGUGGGCUGUACCCAUCCUACCUCCACCUGAACCACCUGGAGCCCCCCAGCAGUGGGAGCCCCCUCCUCAGCCAGCUGGGCCAGCCCAGUAUUUUCGAUACCCAGAAAGACGGCUUCUACCUGCCUGCCCCGGGGGCCCCAGGCGCCCCGCACUCUCAUGCACCCUCCUCCAGGACCCCCGGCAGCCACUCCUCGGGCGCCCCUGCCAAAGGCUCAUCGCGGGAAGGUCCACCCAAGGAGCGGGCAAGCCGCGGCGGGGAGCCGCCCCCACUGUUCGGAAAGAAGGACCCACGGGCCCGCGAGGAGGCGGCGGGGAUGCGUGGCGUUGUGGACCUGACUCAGGAGGCGCGGGCAGAGGGCCGCCAGGACCGCGGACCCCCGCGCCUCGCUGAGCGCCUGUCGCCCUUCCUGGGAGAGCUGGGGCCACCACGGGCACCGGGCGUGGCCACCACUGACUCCAAGGGCAAGAACCUGCCGCUGCCAUCGGCACUGAGCCUCUGCAAUGGCACGGGGGAUGCGGGGCUCCCAGCGCUGGUGGCUGAGGCGGCCCGCGGCGCCAAGGAGGCAGCGCGCCAGGACGAGACUGUGCGCCUGCGGCGCGCAGAGGCCCUGCUGCCUGGGCCGUGCCCCUGCCCUUCACCGCUACCGCUGCCGCCUGGCAAGGGCCCGCCCGCACCUCCUGCCCCGGCCGGGGCCUUUGCCGCUCCCCAGCCCGCCCCCGCCGGCGUCUACACCAUCUUCCCCACAGCCGCGGCGGCGCGAGAGCCCGGCCGUGAGCACCGCGUGGUGGCGCCCACCUUUGUGCCUUCCGUGGAGGCCUUCGACGAGCGCCCGGGGCCCAUCCAGAUUGCAUCGCAGGCGCGCGACGCCCGGGCUCGGGAGCGCGAUGCAGGCAGGCCCGGAGUCCUACAGGCGCCGCCCGGGUCUCCGCGGCCGCUCCUGGACAGGCCUGAGGUGCUGCGCGAGAAGAACUCAGUGAUCCGCUCGCUCAAGCGGCCGCCUCCCGCCGAGGCCCCGCCGGCGCGGACCUCGCGUGCCUCCCCGGACGCCCGCGCCUACUUCCCGGCCAAGGAACUGCUCAAGCCCGAGGCCGAGCCGAGGCCCUGCGAGCGCGCCCUCCGAGCGUCCGCCGCCGCUCCCCAGCAGGCCGCCAAGCUCUUUGGCCUGGAGCCCGGGCGGCCGCCCCCGCCCACCGGCCCUGACCAUAAGUGGAAGCCUUUCGAGCUGGGCAACUUUGCCACCACGCAGAUGGCUGUGCUGGCUGCGCAGCAUCACCACGCCAGCCGCGCCGACGAGGAGGCCACGGCUGUCUCCAAGAAGGCCUACUUGGACCCCGGGGGUGCACUGCCCCGCGCCGCGGCCACCUGCUCCAGGCCGGGCGCUGACGUGCACGCAGUGGCCCAUGGGCCUGGAGAGGCCUCGGCCAUGCAGAGUCUCAUCAAGUACAGUGGCAGCUUUGCCCGCGAGGCUGUGGCUGUGCGCCCUGGUGGCUGCGGCAAGAAGAGCCCCUUUGGAGGCCUAGGCACCAUGAAACCUGAGCCUGCCCCCACGGCAGCAGGUACCCCGCGCACCCAGAGCCGCCUCCUCCACCCUGCGGGCCCUGCAGCAGGUGGUGGCCGGCAGCUGAAGCGGGACCCGGAGAGGCCCGAGAGCGCCAAGGCUUUUGGGCGUGAGAACUCGGGUGCCCAGGGGGAGGCAGAGGUUCGACACCCGCCCGUUGGCAUUGCGGUGGCUGUGGCCCGGCAGAAGGACAGUGGCGGCAGUGGCCGGCUGGGGCCUGGCCUGGUGGACCAGGAGCGCUCCCUGUCGCUGAGCAAUGUCAAAGGGCACAGCCGAGCAGAUGAGGAAUGUGGGGAUGAGCGGGCCAGGCACCGGGAGGAGCGGCUGCUGGGUGCGCGGCUGGACCGGGACCAGGAGAAACUGCUCAGAGAGAGCAAGGAGCUGGCCGACCUGGCCCGCCUGCACCCCACCAGCUGUGCUGCUAAUGGCCUGAACCCCAACCUCAUGGUGACUGGGGGCCCCGCGCUGGCGGGCUCUGGUCGCUGGUCUGCUGACCCCGCGGCCCACCUGGCCACUCACCCCUGGCUGCCCCGCUCGGGCAACACGUCCAUGUGGCUCGCUGGACACCCCUACGGCUUGGGCUCCCCGUCUCUGCACCAGGGCUUGGCACCUGCCUUCCCUCCUGGCCUGGGAGGCUCCCUGCCGUCGGCCUACCAGUUUGUUAGGGACCCCCAGUCGGGCCAGCUGGUGGUCAUUCCCAGUGAUCACCUGCCUCACUUUGCGGAGCUCAUGGAGCGGGCCACCGUGCCACCCCUCUGGCCUGCGUUGUACCCGCCGGGCCGCGGUCCCCUGCACCACGCGCAGCAGCUUCAGCUCUUCUCCCAGCAGCACUUCCUGAGGCAGCAGGAGCUCCUGUACCUGCAGCAGCAGGCAGCCCAGGCCCUGGAGCUGCAGAGGAGUGCCCAGCUGGUGCAGGAGCGGCUGAAGGCCCAGGACCACCGGGCAGAGAUGGAGGAGAAGGUGAGCAAGAGGAGCCUGGAGGCUGCCGGCAAGGCUGGCCUGGUUGCCACAGGCCCUGGGCUUCUGCCUCGGAAGCCCCCUGGUCUGGCCACUGGUGCUGCGGGCACCUACAGCAAGGCCAUGAGCCCGCCGCCUUCUCCCCGCGCCUCCCCUGUGGCUGCCCUGAAGGCCAAGGUCAUCCAGAAGCUGGAGGACGUUUCCAAACCGCCUGCCUACACCUACCCUGCCACACCCAGCUCCCACCCCACCAGCCCGCCCCCCGCCUCCCCUCCGCCCACCCCUGGUAUCACCCGCAAGGAAGAGGCCCCUGAGAAUGUCAUUGAGAAGAAGGACUUGGAGCUGCAGAAGGAAGCCCCCAGCCCCUUCCAGGCCUUGUUCUCAGAUAUGCCAUCCAGGUACCCGUUUCAGGCCCUGCCACCACACUACGGGAGGCCCUAUCCGUUCCUGCUGCAGCCCACGGCGGCCUCUGAUGCCGAUGGCCUGGCCCCCGAUGUGCCGCUCCCGGCAGAUGGGUCUGAGCGCCUGGCCCUCUCACCUGAAGACAAGCCUAUCCGCUUGUCUCCCUCCAAGAUCCCAGAGCCGCUGCGGGAGGGCCCAGGUGAAGAGCCGCUGGCAGAGCGGGAGGUGAAGGCGGAGAUAGAGGACAUGGACGAGGGUCCCACAGAGCUGUCCUCCCUUGAGUCACCACUGUCACUGCCUCCUGAGGAAACCAUGGUGGCCUCCAGCCCUGCAGGCAGCUGUGAAGGUGGCCUGUUGGAGGCCCAGGCACUGAGUGCUGGUGGGCAGGGGGGCGCCGAGUGCUCCGGGUGCCCAGACUUUGCCAAGGGGGCUGAAGCGCAGGUGGAUUCACCGGGCCGGACAGAACCCUGUGCGGCUUCCCCGGACCUGGGGAGGCGGCUGACGCCUGAGACGCUGGUGGAGACUAAGGAAGAGCCUGUGGAGGUGCCCGUUGACGUGCCCAUGACCCUGCCCGUGGCCGAGGUAGUGCCCAAGGAAGUCCUGGCCCAGGUGGCCCCCAGCGAGCCCCUGCCUGGCCUAGAACUGGCAGAUGGCGACAUACCCCCCAGGGGGGGAGACUGCCUGAGCCUGGAAGCCCGGGUGGCCCCACCUGUGCCUGGUAGCACCUGCUUCCUGGAAGAGGCAGGCUCCGACCCAUUCCUGCCUGUCCUGGAGGACCCGUUGGCUGGCAUGAAUGCCCUGGUGGCGGCUGCAGAGCUGCCCCAGGCCAGGCCUCUGCCCUCCCCCGCUGCUGGAGCCCAGACCCCAGAGAAGCUGGAGGCCGUGCAGAGCCUGGUCCUGGAGCAGGGCUUCCUGCACGGCAUCACCCUGCUGAGCGAGAUCGCGGAGCUGGAGCUGGCGAAGAGGAGCCAGGAAGUGGGAGGUGCAGAGUGGGGCCUGGCGGUGCGGCCCUCUCUGGAGAGCCUGUUGGCGGCCAGCAGCCACAUGCUGAAGGAGGUGCUGGACAGCCCCUUUGUGGACCCACUCAAGAACCUGCGGCUUCCGCGGGAGCUGAACCCCAACAAGAAGUAUAGCUGGAUGCAGAAGAAGGAGGAGCGGAUGUACGCCAUGAAGUCCUCCUUGGAGAAUAUGGAUGCCAUGGAGCUGGACUUCCGGAUGCGGCUGGCUGAGGUCCAGCGCCAGUACAAAGAGAAGCAGAGAGAGCUGGUGAAGCUGCAGAGACGCCGCGAUUCCGAGGACAGGUGCGAGGAAUCCCAUGGAAGCUUGGCACGCAGAGGCCCUAGCAGGCCGUGGAAACGGACGCACGCCCUGAGCGCCCUGUCGCCCCCCCGCAAGAGAGGGAAGAGCCGCACCAGUAGCGGAAAGCUGAGCAGCAAGUCCCUGCUGACAUCGGAUGACUAUGAGCCGGGAGCAGGGAUGAGGAAGAGGCACAAGGGGCCUGAGGAGGAGCACGAUGCUCUGGCUGGGACUGGGAGGCCUCGGGGCAGGAGCCAGCUUUGGGACGAGCACGAAGCCUCCUCGGACUUCGUGAGUCAGCUAAAGAUUAAGAAGAAGAAGAUGGCCAGCGACCAGGAGCAGCUGGCCAGCAAGCUGGACAGGGCCCUCUCCCUCACAAAGCAGGACAAGUUGAAGUCACCCUUCAAGUUCUCGGACAGUUCUGGGGGGAGAUCCAAAACGAGCGGGGGCUGCGGCAGGUACUUGACACCCUACGACAGCCUGCUGGGCAAAGACAGGAAGGCGCUGGCCAAAGGCCUCAGCCUAUCUCUGAAACCCUCCAGAGAAGGUAAACACAAAAGGGGCGCCAAAGCCAGAAAGAUGGAGGUGGGGUUCAAGGCCAGAGGCCAGCCCAAGUCGGCCCACUCCCCAUUCGCCUCGGAAGUGAGCAGCUACUCCUACAAUACGGACUCAGAGGAAGAUGAAGAAUUCCUGAAGGACGAGUGGCCUGCCCAGGGCCCUUCCAGCUCCAAGCUGACAUCGCCCCUCCUGUGCGGAAUGGCGGUGAAGACCGGCAAGCCAGCUGGGAGCCCCCAGCUGACCAAGAGGGGCCUGGCGGCCACCCGGACUCUGGAACCCAAGUUGGCCACCAGCAGGAAGCAGCCGUUUUGUUUGCUGCUUCAAGAGGUCGAGGCCCGUUCCUCCUUCAGCGAUACUUCGGAGGACUCAUUUGACCAAGAUGAGAGCUCCGAGGAGGACGAGGAGGAUGAGCUGGAGGAGGAGGAGGACGAGACUGGUGGCGGCGCUAGGCUGGGGGCCCGUGAGCGGGCCCUGUCGCCAGGCCUGGAGGAGAGUGGGCUGGGCCUGCUGGCCCGCUUUGCAGCCAGCGCCCUCCCCAGCCCCGCAGCGGGGCUGGCCCUGUCAGUGGUACAGCUGGAGGCCAAGCAGAAGGCCCGGAAGAAGGGGGAGCGGCAGAGCCUGAUGGGCACAGAGUUUGAGUACACGGACUCAGAGAGUGAGGUCAAGGUGCGGAAGCGGUCGCCUGCUGGGCUGCUGCGGCCCAAGAAGGGACUGGGGGAGCCAGGCCCCUCCCUGGCUGUGUCCACAUCUGUGCCCAGCACUCAUGGGCCCGGCCCCACCAGCCCUGACAAGGCCAAGCUGGCGGUGGAGAAGGGGCGCAAGGCCCGCAAGCUGCGGGGCCCCAAGGAGCCUGGCUUCGAGGCCGGGCCAGAGGCCAGUGAUGAUGACCUGUGGACGCGACGGCGCAGUGAGCGCAUCUUCCUGCAUGAUGCCUCGGCCGCAGCCCCAGCGCCCAGCAGCGCAGCCCCUGUUGUCGCCAAGCCUGGCCGCUGCAGCAAGGGUGGCCCGCUGAGCCCUCGCAAGGAUGCCGGCCGCGCCAAGGACAGAAAGGACCCCAGGAAGAAGAAAAAGGGGAAGGAGGCUGGAUCUGGGGCUGCCCUGCCUCCGCCCCGUGUUCCUGCCCUGCCGCCCGAGGCCCGGGCCCCAAACGCCAGCUCCCCAGCUGCCGCCAAGAGAAGCAGGGCCAAGGCCAAAGGGAAGGAGGUGAAGAAGGAGAACCGGGGGAAAGGGGGAGCUGUGAGUAAGCUGAUGGAGAGCAUGGCAGCCGAGGAGGACUUUGAGCCCAACCAGGACUCCAGCUUCUCUGAGGAUGAGCACCUGCCACGUGGUGGGGCUGUGGAACGGCCGCUGACCCCGGCCCCAAGGUCCUGCAUCAUCGACAAGGAUGAGCUGAAAGACGGGUUGCGUGUGCUCAUCCCCAUGGACGACAAGCUGCUGUACGCUGGGCAUGUGCAGACGGUGCACUCGCCAGACAUAUACCGUGUGGUGGUAGAGGGCGAACGCGGGAACCGGCCCCACAUCUACUGUCUGGAGCAGCUGCUGCAGGAGGCGAUCAUCGAUGUGAGGCCGGCCUCCACCCGCUUUUUGCCACAAGGGACCAGGAUCGCAGCCUAUUGGAGCCAGCAGUACCGUUGCCUCUACCCAGGCACUGUGGUCCGAGGCUUACUGGGCCUCGAGGACGAUGGGGACCUGAUCACCGUGGAGUUUGAUGACGGGGACACGGGGAGGAUUCCCCUCUCCCAUAUCCGCCUCCUGCCUCCUGACUAUAAGAUCCAGUGUGCUGAACCAUCUCCAGCCCUCCUGGUGCCGAGCGCCAAGCGCCGUAGUCGGAAGACCAGCAAAGAUACUGGGGACGGCAAAGAUGGGGGUGCUCCGGGGUCCGAGGAACCCAGUGCCAAGGCGAGAGGGCGUGGGCGCAAACCCAGCACCAAAGCCAAGGAUGAGAGAGCUGCUGUCCUAGAGGAGGGGGGCUCAACAGAUGAGGUCCCCAGCACCCCACUAGCCCUGGAACCAGGCAGUACCCCGAGUUCCAAGAAGAGCCCCCCAGAACCUGUGGACAAGCGGGCCAAGGCCUCCAAGGCUCGCCCAGCAGCCCCGCAGCCCAGCCCAGUGCCAUCCCCGUUUGCCAGCUGCCCAGCUCCUGAGCCCUUUGGGGAGCUGCCAGCCCCUGCCACAGCCCUGGCCCCUGCCUCCCUUGUCAGCAUGCCCAUCACCAUGCCAGCCACCCGCCCCAAGCCCAAGAAGGCCAGGGCCACAGAGGAGUCGGCCAGCAAGGGCAUCCGGAGGCCGGGGGAGGAGGCUGAGCUGCUCGUCAAGCUGGACCAUGAGGGUGUGACGUCGCCCAAAAGCAAGAAGGCCAAGGAGGCCCUGCUUCUGCGGGAGGAGCCCAAGAGCCUCCUGGGUCUGGGCAGCCACCCCCCGGCUGCCGGUGGCAGCGAGCCCAGGGCGGCCCGGCCCCAGGCCGGGGAGGGUGACGAGGCCCAGGAGCCUGCGGCCAGGCUCGCGUUCGAGGACCCAGGGAAGGCCGGGAGCCCAGGCGGGGGCCGGGCUGCGCAGGACGGUGCCGAGGAAUCCGAGUCGUCCUCCUCGUCCUCGUCCUCCUCGUCCUCGUCCUCGUCCUCCUCGUCCUCCUCCAGCUCGGAGACGGAGGGCGAGGAGGCCGGCCAGGAUGGUGGGGGCCGGAACCGCAGCGCCCCCAGCUCCAGGGCGUCCUCGUCCUCCUCGUCCUCGUCCUCCUCGUCCUCGUCCUCGUCCUCCUCGUCCUCCUCGUCCUCGUCCUCCUCGUCCUCCUCCUCCUCGUCCUCCUCGUCCUCCUCCUCGUCCUCGUCCUCGUCCUCCUCAUCCUCGUCCUCGUCCUCCUCGUCCUCGUCCUCGUCGUCCUCGUCCUCCACCACAGACGACUCCUCCUGCAGCUCGGACGACGAGGCGGCGCCUGGCCCCGCGGCCGGCCCCUCCGCCCCGCCCGCCCUCCCGGGCUCAGCGCCCAAGCAGGCCGGCAAGGCGCGCCCCUCGGCCCACUCGCCCAGCAAGAAGGCGCUGGUGCCCCCGCCCCAGGCGCCCCCGCCGCAGCCCCCGCAGCCCAAGGCCCAGGCCGGGUCCGCGGCCAAGAGCCGGCCCAAGAAGAGGGAGGGAGUCCACCUUCCCACCACCAAGGAGCUGGCCAAGCGGCAGCGCCUGCCGUCUGUGGAGAACCGGCCCAAGAUCGCCGCCUUCCUGCCUGCCCGGCAGCUCUGGAAGUGGUUCGGCAAGCCCACCCAGCGCCGUGGCAUGAAGGGCAAGGCCCGCAAGCUCUUCUACAAGGCCAUCGUGCGUGGCAAGGAGAUGAUCCGCAUUGGGGACUGCGCCGUGUUCCUGUCGGCCGGCCGCCCCAACCUGCCCUACAUCGGUCGCAUCCAGAGCAUGUGGGAGUCAUGGGGCAGCAAUAUGGUGGUCCGCGUCAAGUGGUUCUACCACCCCGAGGAGACCAGCCCUGGCAAGCGCCUCCACGAGGGCCAGCCCUGGGACCAGAAGUCUGGGCGCAGCCUCCCCGCAGCCCUGCGGGCCUCCAGCCAGAGGAAGGACUUCAUGGAGCGUGCCCUGUACCAAUCCUCCCACGUGGAUGAGAAUGAUGUGCAGACCGUGUCGCACAAGUGCCUGGUUGUGGGCCUGGAGCAGUACGAGCAGAUGCUCAAGACCAAGAAGUACCAGGACAGCGAGGGCCUGUACUACCUUGCGGGCACCUAUGAGCCCACCACAGGCAUGAUCUUCUCCACUGACGGUGUUCCUGUGCUCUGCUGAGCGCCCGGCACCCUGCCAGCUGCCUUGUGCCCUGAGGGCUACCAGGGCCCCUCAUCAUCACUGCCACGGCUCGGGGGCCACGUGCGUUAGUUGUGUGCAUGAAAGUGUGCCUGUGGACGCCCUGGCGCACGUGAGUGUGUACAUGUGUGUGCCUGUAUGCAUGCACAUGUGUGCACACAUGUGCACACGUCUCCAGCCCCCCUUCCCAAAUCCCUCUGUGCCCCCUGAGACAGGGGCUCCUCUCAGCUAUCAGGGUAUGGCUCUGCUGGGCCCUUUCUGGGGGCCUCCCCUCCAGCACCUUGUAAGCACUUGGCCAGGCCAGGCCCUCAGACCCGGGUGCCCCCAGGCCGAUGCUGACUGCGGACUCAGUGGGAGAGGGUUUCUGAGGAACCAAACUGAAUCCUGCUCUGGGGUUCCUGCUGCUCACGGGUACCCCCAGGACCUCAGCACAGAGCUCACCCCAAGCUCCCACUGUGGGGCAGGGUGGUCCCACGCCCAUCAGCCUCACCGGCCAGGCCGGACCUUCCCGGGGUUCCUUCCAGGGGCCCGGCCUCUGCCCUCUCAGGAUGGCCUGCACUUGGGGACAGAGCCAAGUGAGGGCGGAGCCCAGGAGCACUGGCCAGGCACCAGGUGGAGGGGGUUGCAUGCCCUGUGAGGCCCUGGCCCACCUGCCGCCUCCAGACCCUCACACUACAGACAACCCCAAUGGUGCUGAAACCCUCACCCUGGCCACACCCCUGGCUCCCCUGCCCAGGCUGCAACCAGCCCAGAGGGAGGCGGCAGUUCUCAACCUGUACAGUUUUAUUGUACCGAGAGACUCUCCCCCCUGUAUCAUACGCCUUUAAAUGGAGUCAACUUUUUAAUUAUAUAUAUAAAGAUAAAUAUAUAUAAAUAUAUAUAAAUAUAAACUUUUUAAAACUGUGAAAAAAAUAGCUAUGAAAUUAUAAAAAAAGCGAACACAUUCUGACGUGCAGAAUAUUAUUUUUUAUUUCCUGUUAGAUUGUGAGUGUCUAGCACCCAGCUUCAUGGGCCCCCCUCACCCCAAGCACACACCCACCCCUAGUGCGGCCCAGGUGUACUGUGUGCCCCCAGGACGGAGAAGGAGUCAGGGAGAGCAGAAGUGGAGGGAGGGAGAGGACCAGCCGAGUGCAGCGGCCCGCUCGGCCCUGAGAGCACUUACCAGCCCCCUGUGCCUUCCAGGGGGCGGAGGCCUCGUCCAGACAAUCUUAAGGGAAGGAAAAGCCAGACUUCGGUUUAGUUUUUUGGGGGAAUUGUUUUCCUUUUUGUUUUUUAAGUUUCUUUUGGAAUUUUGUUUGUUGGCGAAUUCUGUGUGAUCUUUUUUCAUAAAAAAGAAAAGAAAAAAGAAAAAUCUAUAAUUGGAAAAGUACGU